ACGUGCGCUAAAGGCGCCGGGAGUCAGGUGGGGCGACCGCAGCCAAUGGAAAAGCGUUUCGUGUAGGACUCUGCCUGGUGCGCGCUUGGUGUUGGCUCGGGUUGCUUGGGAUCGGCGGCUCUGGGACCCGGAGUUGGAGCUGGAGCGAGGCUGACGUGCAGCGGCGGCGCUGCGCGUCUGGGAGGAAAGGCGGGUAGUCUGGCGCCGAGGAGAGGACCCCCGCGGUCUGGAGGACUAGGGGGGCCACUGCUUCGUCUUCGCUUCCUGAGGGGAGACGGAGCGGCUGAAGGUGAGAGUGAGGAAGGCAGCGGCCGUGGCAGCGGCGACGGGUCAUGAAAAUGGCUACUCCACAGGCAGUUUUCACCUUUGCAAUCUGCAUUUUAAUGAUUACCGAAUUAAUUCUAGCUACAGAAAAUUACUAUGACGUCUUAGGAGUUCCAAAAUCUGCAUCAGAACGCCAAAUCAAGAAGGCCUUUCACAAGUUGGCCAUGAAAUACCAUCCUGACAAAAAUAAGAGCCCUGAUGCUGAAACUAAAUUUAGAGAGAUUGCAGAAGCUUAUGAAACACUUUCUGAUGCCAAUAGGCGAAAAGAGUAUGAUUCACUUGGACAUAGUACCUUUACUAGUAGUGGUGGAAAUACCUUCCAGCAGUCAUUCAACUUCAACUUUGAUGAUCUUUUUAAAGACUUUGAUUUUUUUGGUCCUGACAAAAACACUCACACCAAAAAACAUUUUGAAACUCACUUCCGAACACGCCAGGAUGGUUCCAGCAGGCAAAGGCAUCAUUUUCAGGAAUUCUCCUUUGGAGGUGGACUGUUUGAUGACAUGUUUGAAGAUAUGGAAAAAAUGUUUUCAUUCAAUAGUUUUGACAAUGCAAACCGACACACAGUGCAAACUGAAAAGAGAUUCCAUGGAUCUGGCAAGCAUUGUAGGACUGUCACUCAACGUAGAGGAAAUAUGGUUACUACAUACACUGACUGUUCAGGACAGUAAUUCUAUCCCACCCUUAUAAAGCCAGCUGAUCGUUUCUUAUGGAUACAAAUAGAAACAAACAUUUCUGUGAACUAUUUUGACAAAGGCAUAAAUUCACAUUUUAAAAUGCUUAAUAAAUAUCAUAAAGAAGGUGUAUAUAAAAGUCUUGACAACUUCACCAGGCAACUAGAUAAAAAUAAGCUAAUUAAAAUUUCCUCAAUUAGGACAUGAAAGAAAAAUCUUAAAAAUUUAACUGAUUAAAAUAAAUUUUAUUUACCUGCCCACAAAUUCUUUCAUUUGGUUAGAUUUGUUAAAACCAAGAAAGGAUUCAUUAGUUUAAUGACUAAACUUUGGAUAUUUACCUGACUUAAAUUGUAUAUUAGAACUUAAUAGACUCUUACAGUGAAGUCUUUAGUGACUUAAAUUUGCAUGACCUGUACUAAUUUUCUUGAUAAUAUACCUAAAAUGUGGAAUUUUGUUAUGGAGAGAGCUACUUUAGUAAAACUGUCCAACUUCAUUAGGCUUACCAGAGAUAACAUUUUACUCAUGAAAUUUAGGAAUUUUGCAUUUCUAUUUUUCUAUUGAAUUUAUUUCAAAGGAGAAAAGCAUCAUGGGAUAGUUUAGUAGUGCUUUCCAUGAAAACACUUUUUUAGAUGUGGAAUAUGUAUUAGUGAAAGGAAUUGCCUUGUUCACAUAUAUUUAGACUGAUUAUUUUGACAGAUAUAAAAGACGGUAGGUUGCCAAGAGAUUGUUUCAUGUUUGCUGAGCUACUCUGUAUUUGUAAUGGAACUCUUACCUGCUUUUCAGUGCCAUUCAUAUUUCUUGAGUUUUUGACCAUCUACUUAUUUUUAUGGAUGUCCUCAUUAUGUCAAGUGCUUUUCCUUUUUCCUUUCAUCCAUCAUUUGGUAAUUAACUAAUACCUCAAUCUUUAAAAACAGCCAAUGUGUGUACCCAUAUCAUAAUGUGCAAUAUUUUUAAAUAGUGAGAAAUGUAUUUUUGUUUUUUUUUGCACAGACUUAAUUUCUUUGUGUAACUUCAUUGUGUAGUUUUGAAAAAUUCAGUUCUUUACUUUUCAAAGUCAUACUUUAUAUGAGUAUUAAUCAUAUCUAUAUAUAUGUUGACAAAGCUAGCACCUAUCAUAACACAGUUAUAUGUGAGUGAAACAAAUACAAUAUUUACAAUUUGAAUGUUCUGUUUAUUCUUGGUUACUAGUGUGAAGUGUAUUUUAAUGUAAUGAAAGCUAUAAAAUCAUUUGUCCAAAAUUCAAGGCAAAUGAGCUUCAGCAAUUAUCAGUAUUUUACUUUUGGGGAACUAAUCAAAUAUUUUUAAAUGCCUGAAAAUAGGCUUUAGCUGAUUUAAUUUAUAGGUUACUUUGUUUUGAGACUAAGAUUAUUGAAAAUGGGAAUUUCCUUAUUACAUUUAGCAUAAUUUGCUGUUUAUUUUCCUUGCUACUGUCCCUAGCCAUUCAGUUUUGAGAAUAUGGCUAAAUAUUAAAUAUCAACAGUACUUCCGUAUAAGUGUGCAGUUUUGAAACUAUAGUAAAAUUUCAACUGGCAUGCUUAGGGAAUUGAGCAUGCUGGUUAUUUGACUCAAACGCCUUUUCCGUAAAUGGUUUUUAGAGAUGGGAGACGCAGUAGAGAUAAUGCAGUUCACAAAGGCUAAAGAACUGUCUAGAGGCACACAUCUAAUUUCUGGAAGUCAAAUCAGUACUGGAAGCUAGGUCUUCUUAAUCUCUCUAAUACUCUCUAUUCUAUCACAGUUUAUUUGAACUUGUAUUGAUGAAAAUCUUCCUAAAUUGUGUUAGUAUACGUUCCUGCCCUUAGGAGUACUAAUGUGGGAUGUGAUUUCAUUUUUCAUUUAGGAUUUUGUAAUGCCUAAAUGUAAUCGUUAUUAUCAACUUGUAUUGUUUCAUAGUACUGCAGAAUUUAGAAGAGGUUGGGCGGAAUGUCUGCUGAAUAGACUAGACCAUGUAUUCAAAGUUUCUUUUGUUAAUCCUGAAUAUGACCUUGUUUUCUUACCAUAUUGCUUUUUCUCUUAAAAGCUGGUUCUGUUCCCUUUCUUGUGGUUUCACAUAUCUGCCUGCCAAAUAUCUGGUCAGUAGAAGGUUUUAUUUAAUUGUUGUUUUACUUUGCUUGUUUGGUCUAAGUGCCACAAGAUUUUUCCCCCAAUUGAUGAUUUUUGUGUUUUGGGGGAAGAGUGGAGAGUCUGCAAUGUUGUACUUUUAGCCGUUCUCAAUAACUUACAUAAUAUGAGGAAGGUGAAGUAUGCACUCAGUUCUGCAGUUAAAUAAACAAAUUGAAGGACA
This is a messenger RNA of Phascolarctos cinereus (koala), 3276 nucleotides long. RefSeq names its product DnaJ heat shock protein family (Hsp40) member B9 (gene DNAJB9). The record is from RefSeq and is a predicted model, not a curated record. Gene Ontology annotation, biological process: ERAD pathway. Gene Ontology annotation, molecular function: misfolded protein binding; protein-folding chaperone binding. Gene Ontology annotation, cellular component: endoplasmic reticulum. NCBI's taxonomy places the organism in Eukaryota, Metazoa, Chordata, Mammalia, Diprotodontia, Phascolarctidae.